GAAGGGGCGGGCGCGCUGGAGCGGCGGCGGAAAAGGCGCUGCUGCCCUUCCCUGCUGCAGCCCUGGAGAAGCCUGCGGUGCCCAGCGGCUCCGCCAUGGAGGAGAGCAGCGGUAUCCGCCUGUCGGCCGAGUGCUUGGACGAGCCGCCCAACAGCCGCGUCUUCGUGGUGCUGGGCAAGGACACGGGCGAGGCGCUGAUCCGGGAGCGCUUCUCGCCCUUCGGGGACAUCCAGAACAUCUGGCUCCUACGGGACAGGCGCACCAACGAGUCCCGCGGCAUCGCCUUCAUCAAGUUCGCCCGCAGCUCGCAGGCCUGCCGGGCCAUGGAGGAGAUGCACGGCCGCAGCCUGCUCCCCGACAGCAAGCCCAUCAAGGUGUUUAUUGCACAGUCAAGAGCUUCUGGAAGCCACCGAGAUCUUGAAGAUGAGGAGCUUACACGAAUCUUUGUUAUGAUACCAAAAACCUACACGGAGGAGGAUCUGCGGGAGAAGUUCAAGAUGUAUGGAGACAUUGAAUAUUGCAGCAUUAUUAAAAACAAGACUACUGGAGAAAGUAAAGGUUUGGGCUAUGUCAGGUACCUGAAACCAUCACAAGCUGCCCGAGCAAUUGAGGAGUGUGAUCGAAGCUACAGGGCCAUUUUGGCUGAACCCAAAAAUAAGUCAUCUGAGUCUUUUGAACAUGAUUAUUACAGUAAUGUAAUGAGACCAGAACUAAGAGGAAAUACACUUCCAUUUUGUAUGCAGCCAGAAUUUUGUAGCUUUGAAAAAGCUGAGACCCGAAUUCAGGAGCCAGUCUCGAAGCGCCUGUCGGUGGUGUCUCGGCUCCCCUUUAUUCAAGAGCAGCUGUUCGCCCUCUUCGAUUUAGUUCCAGGUCUGGAAUAUUGCGAUGUUCAGAGAGACCCUCAUACCAAUAGUGGGUACGCUGUGAUUCAGUACAGCACUGCUGCCUCAGCUAUAUAUGCCAAGUACAAACUACAUGGGUUUGAGUAUCCUCCUGGAAAUCGACUAACUGUCAUUUUCCUAGAAGAUGGGAAUGACAGCUCAGACCUUAUCAGGAAAAUGGCAACGCAGCUGGUGACAGCGCAGGUGUCGUCAGCGUUGCGCGGUAACAGCGCCAUGGUUCAGCAGUACAGGACGCCUCCUCAAGCAUUUGGAGGAGCUUCUGCCCCACAGUUGCUGCAGCCCCAAACAGAUGCCAUACUUCCACCACCCAAAAAAAAAGUUCCACCUGACACUUCUGUGAAGGAAAGGCUUUUCAUACUUUUUCAUCCCCAUCCUUUACCUGUAAAUGUACUGGAGGAUGUUUUCUGUCGUUUUGGACAAUUGAUAAGUGUUUAUCUUGUGGCUGGAAAAAAUGUGGCCUAUGCAAAAUUUGCAGACAGAGCAAGUGCCAGCGAGGCCAUCACUGCAUUGCAUGGCAAGAUUGUGAAUGGUGUGAGGCUGAAGGUGAGGUUGGCAGACUCACCCUCCGAGGAGCCCAACAAGCGCCAGAGAACUUACUGAGCAGAAACUAAGUAAUGACAUGACCCUCAGCUAGCUGACUGACUGACUGAAAACGUGACUAGACAUGGUUCCUGUGGACAGUGACAGCUUUUUUCAGUGACAACUUUUUAUUUGUUUAUUGUUACUUAGUUGAUCUCUCUAUGAUCUAUUUUCUUUCUGAAUAUGCAGACAUGCAGUUUUGAAAGUUCUGUAGGCAUUAAAAGCUGUAAACCGGUGGUUGUUCUUGUAAUAGUAUAUAACCUUGUAUUACAGAAAUAGCUCUUGUUUUUACCUGAAUCCUUCCUAUAACAUGGAAAUUACAAUGAUGAAGGAAAUAAAGGAGCCAGCAUUUUCUGA
Haemorhous mexicanus (house finch) is the source of this 1838-nucleotide messenger RNA. RefSeq names its product RNA binding motif protein 45 (gene RBM45). The coding region runs from base 96 to 1502 and encodes 468 amino acids. The transcript is spliced from 10 exons. The record is from RefSeq and is a predicted model, not a curated record. NCBI's taxonomy places the organism in Eukaryota, Metazoa, Chordata, Aves, Passeriformes, Fringillidae. Gene Ontology annotation, molecular function: RNA binding.